Messenger RNA from Nothobranchius furzeri (turquoise killifish), 2661 nucleotides. RefSeq names its product solute carrier family 3 member 1 (gene slc3a1). NCBI's taxonomy places the organism in Eukaryota, Metazoa, Chordata, Actinopteri, Cyprinodontiformes, Nothobranchiidae. The record is from RefSeq and is a predicted model, not a curated record. Gene Ontology annotation, biological process: carbohydrate metabolic process; amino acid transport.
UUGAGUUUGAGUAAAGCAGGGGCCACCGUGUUCCAUAACAGUCAACUCUGCAGCAAUCCAAGAAACGCUAAUUUGUAACCAGUCCUAUCAGACCUCCGCGUGCCCCUCACAUUCCUCAGGUGGUACUGAUAUGAGAAGAGCUUCCGCACCAGUCCUCCCACCAGACCACAGCACUCACGCUUUCCUGGCUGGGUUUAGAUUCAGACUAAAUACCGAUGAGUUUAAAAGAGGAAAGCGGUCGUGUGGAGCUGAAGAACUGCAUCCGAAACCCCGGGUUUGAUGAUGCAGACGCAGCGGAAAACACCGGCUCUGACCCCGGGGAGAGGCAGGAAUCCGCCACCGUGAAGCUGGACACGGAUGAGGAGUACAAUCAGCUCCAACCCUACGCAGGGAUGCCCAAAGAGGUGCUGCUUCUGUACUCGACCCGGGCUCGGUACCGGGUGCCACGAGAGAUCCUGUUCUGGCUAACGGUGUGCUGCAUGCUGGCGCUGCUGGCGGUCACCAUCACGGUGAUCGCGCUGUCCCCGCGGUGCCUGAGCUGGUGGCAGGUCUCGCCCGUGUACCAGGUGUACCUCCGGUCCUUCAAGGACUCAGACGGGGAUGGAGUCGGAGACCUCAGAGGAAUUAAGGAGAAGCUGGAUCACUUCCUGGAGCUGCACAUCAAAUCGGUGUGGAUCAGUCCCUUCUACCGCUCUCCCAUGAAGGAUUUUGGCUAUGACGUCGAGGAUUUCCAGGACGUCGACCCACUUUUUGGAUCCAUGAAAGAUUUAGAUGAUCUUUUGGCUGAAAUGCACAAUAAAGGUUUGAAGCUCAUCAUGGACUUCAUUCCUAAUCACACCAGCGACCGUCACCGCUGGUUCAACCUGAGUCGGAAUAGAGAUCCUCUCUAUGAGGAUUACUACAUCUGGGCUGACUGCAACGUGACAUCUCCAAAGCCUAAUAACUGGGUGAGUGUGUUUGGGAACUCAUCGUGGACUUACGAUGACUUUCGAGGGCAAUGCUACCUUCACCAGUUCCUAAAGGAACAACCAGACCUGAACCUGAGGAACCCUCGUGUUCGCCAAGAGAUCAUUGACAUUAUUCAUUUCUGGCUUGCAAAAGGCGUGGAUGGGUUUCGGAUGGAUGCAGUAAAACACAUCCUGGAAGCAUCACACCUGAGGGACGAGCCACAGGUGGAUCCAAACAAACCACCUGAGUUAAUAACCACAGAGUGGGACCUGUACCAUGACUACACUACCAGUCAGGUAGGCCUGCACGACCUGUUGAGAGAGUUUAGAGCAGAGAUGGACGUCUACAGCCGUGAGCCUGGCAAUUACAGGUUCAUGGCGACAGAAUCGUAUGAUUACCAAGAGGUGGACAAAACCAUGAUGUACUACGGCACCCCGUUGCUGAAGGAGAGUGACUUUCCUUUUAACUUCUACCUGCUGGAUCUGCCUCAGAACAUCAGCGGCUGGUGGGCUAAACAUCUGGUUGACCUCUGGAUGACCAACAUGCCUAGAGGAAAAUGGCCCAACUGGGUGGUUGGGAACCAUGACAGGUCAAGAAUUUCUUCCAGUGCUGGUAAGAUCUACAUUCGUGCCAUCAACAUGAUGUUACUGACCCUGCCUGGCACACCUACAACCUAUUACGGUGAAGAGAUAGGCAUGGAUAACAUUAACAUCACGAAAAGUCAGAUGCAAGAUCCUGCUGGCAAAUACAACAUGAGUGCCAGUCGGGACCCUGAGAGGUCUCCAAUGCAGUGGAACGGUGACAUGAACGCAGGCUUCAACAAUAAAACCAACAUCACCUGGUUACCCGUACAUCCUGAUUAUCAAACCGUCAAUGUGGAGGCCCAAAUGAAAGACGAAGGUUCUGUGCUGUCUCAGUAUCGUUCCCUGAACAGGUUGCGUCAGUCAGAGCUCCCCUUUCAGCGUGGAUGGUUCUGUUACAUCCUGGCUGACACUAAUGUCUUCUCUUACCUCAGAGAGCUAGAUGGACACAAACGAGCGUACCUCAUGGUGAUUAACUUUGGUAAACAAUCAGCCACCACAGAUUUAUCCUCCAUUCAGGAGUUACCUGCCGAUCUCAAGGUGCUAAUGAGCACCAACCCAGUCAACGACGGAAAACUGUUUCAGAAAUCCCGUAUUCUGACAGAACCAGGAGAGGGCUUGAUGAUGCAGUACUCGACCUACACUCGCUUUCAUCCCAAUCAUCCAGCAGAGUGCUUUGUCUCUGAGAAGGCCUGCUAUAUGGAGACCAUUGACAUACUUUAUAAAUGCUAAUAUAAACAUGUAUGAGAUCAUUUAAAAUGACCAGUCAUGAUCACAAACCACUGAGAUUGUUCUUUCAAGUCUCCUUUUUACAUUUAUGAGAUUCUAUCAAACUCAACACAGAUUGAUGCGGUCCUCAGUCUGCCUCUCGACAGCCAUACUAUCUCUUGUCUUCUACGUUGAGGCUUGGGCGGGUCCAAACCCAGUUCUGCAUGUAGAAAAGCGAGCUCCAGGGCCUCCUGUGUCAGACAGAACAUAAAAAACUUGGAAUCCUUCAACUCAACAGCGUUAAAUUGCUCCGAUCCAAAUGUGAUAACACAGUUUUGUUAAAUUUCAAAAUGCACUGUUUUUAUAAAUGUAAUAUUUAACAGUGACUGCUUCAAACACGCAAUAUUAAACAACAUUCAUCGGA